Molecule: messenger RNA, 2720 nt
Organism: Siniperca chuatsi (mandarin fish)
Lineage: Eukaryota; Metazoa; Chordata; Actinopteri; Centrarchiformes; Sinipercidae
Gene: noa1
Product: nitric oxide associated 1
Exons: 9
Coding region: 107-2287 (726 amino acids)
Molecular function (GO): GTP binding
Source: RefSeq, a predicted model, not a curated record
ACGAGUUUAACGUCACAUCCGUUCAGGAAGUUGCUGUGAGCAGUCUCGUGCGUGCGGAGCUCCAAGGUGAGCGCGGUGUGUUCAGGUGCAGCCGGAGGAGGUUCACAUGUUGACGGUGUUUCAGGUGAGCGUCCGCCGGGCGCUGUGGAGGGGGGUUCGCCUUCCUGCCCGCCGUGUCCCCGCUGCGGGCUGUGCGGGGCCGGCGCCUGGCUCAGAGGCCGCGGCAGGUCCGGGUUUCACCCGGCAGCUCUGCAGCAGAGACAGGAGGACAGUCCGGAGCUGCACGGUGGACCCGAACCUGGAGGAGCAGUUCGUGUUUCCGGACUGUACAGAUCCAGAGGAGGACCGCCGUCCGGAGGAGAAAGACCUCCUCCAUCAGCUGAGCCUCGCCGCCUCCUCUGCUCCUCCUCCUCCUGGAUCUCCGGCUGGUCAUCCCCAGACCGCUCCUCGGAGACACCUGAGGUCUCUGGAGCGACAGCUGCAGGUGCUGAGGGGCGUGGCCCAGCAGGGGGCGGAGCCUGACUCUCUCAUCCAGUUCCACGACGUCGACUUCCCGCCGGAUGAGCGCAUGGUGACGACGGCGAAGACGAAGAAGAAGAAGAAGAAGACUGCGGGGAAAGGUGAGCACAAAGUCUUCGGCAGCCCGGACGUGGAUGAACCGGUCAGCGACACCUGCUGCUCGGGCUGCGGCGCCGUCCUGCACUGCGCCGCCGCCGCCGUCCCCGGAUACCUGCCCAGCGAGAAGUACAAGGCGCUGCGUCAGGAAGAGCGUUUGAGCGGAGCCACCUGCCAGCGCUGCCACCUGCUCACCCACCACCACAAGGCCCUGAACCUCCACAUGUCCGCAGACCAGUACCGGGCCGUGGUGCGGCAGGUCCGCCCCCACAAGGCUCUGGUGCUGCUCAUCGUCGACCUGCUGGACGUCCCCGACUCCAUCGUCCCCGACCUGCCCGAGCUGGUGGGGACCAACAAACACGUCGUCGUCCUCGGCAACAAGAUCGACCUCCUGCCCGGAGACUCGCCCAACUACCUGCAGCGGAUCAAACGGCAGCUCUCUCGGUACUGUCAGGACGCCGGGUUUGGGGAUCAGGUGACCGACGUCCACCUGAUCAGCGCUAAGACCGGGUACGGCAUCGAGGGUCUGAUCUCCAGCCUGCAGAGUUCCUGGAGGUACAAGGGGGAUGUGUACCUGGUGGGCAGCGCCAACGCGGGGAAGUCGACGCUCUUCAACACGCUGCUCGAGUCCGACUACUGCAAGUCCAAAGCCUCUGACGUCAUCCACAAGGCCACCAUAUCCCCGUGGCCCGGGACGACUCUGAACCUGCUGAAGUUUCCCAUCAUCAACCCGACUCCGUACCGGAUGUUCAGACGGCAGGAGCGACUGAACGCAGCGUCGAGACAGACGGAGAGCGAGCUGUCGCAGGACGAGCUGAAGAGACUGAAGCACUUCAGCAAGCAGGGCUACUUAGUGGGUCGUGUUGGCAGAACGUUCCGGUCUGACGUCGGAUCCAGACGGGACGAGAUCGAGUUUGAUCCCGACAGUUUGGCUUUUGGAGAAAACGAAGAUGGAGAGACGAGGACAACAGCUCCCAGCAGGUCAUCUGAUGAGUUCACCUUCAACGAGCUGAAAGACGCUCACUGGCUGUUCGACACACCUGGAAUCAUGAAGGAGCACGAUAUCCUCAGCCUGUUGACAGAACAGGAAGUGAUGUCAGUGGUCCCCACUCAGGCGGUCGUCCCGCGGACGUUCGUGUUGAAGCCGGGUUCGAGUCUGUUUCUGGGAGCUCUGGCGAGGAUCGACUUCCUGCAGGGAGGGAAGUCCUGCUGGUUUUCGGUCGUGGCCUCCGGUCGGCUCCCGGUUCACAUCACCGGUCUGGAAAAAGCCGGCGGUGUUUACGAGAAACAUGCGGGACGCGUCCUGCUGGGGGUUCCUCUGGGAGGGUCGGAGCGCAUGAAGGACUUUCCAGCGUUGGUUCCCGAGGAGUUCAGGCUGGAGGGUCGAGGUUACCUGGAGGCUGCUGCUGACAUCAAACUGUCGUCUGCAGGUUGGGUGGCUGUGACAGCAGCAGAGGGGGACCAGGUGUCUCUGAGGGUUCACGGUCCGGAGGCGGCUGGCUUCAGUCUGAGGACGCCGCCGCUGCUUCCUCACGUCGUCUCUCUGAAAGGUGAACGCGUCCGAAAAUCUGCCGCCUACAAACCGGUGAGACCGCCGGGGCUGCUGGACGGCGGCCUGUCGGCCCGCGGAGCCGAGAGGUUGCAGGUGAAGAAGAAGAAGAAGAAGAAGUGAACUCUGACACCUGCAGACAGGUGGACAUGCAGAGGUACAGGUGGGAGGAGCUUCCUCCUGACUCUCCUGACACACACACAGGUGUGUGUGUGUGUGUGUGUGUGAACUCCAUCACUACCCCUUUUCACCAAUAAGGUCCGGCUGCGGCACCGCACGCCACGCCCCCUUUCAGUAGAGUCUCUUCUGAUUGGCUGCGAGAACGCCACUUUUUCUUCUUCUCUACUCUGCGUGGCCAUUUCCACUGAAACAUCUUCUCUGUAUGUAUUUCUGUGCAAAAGGUAAAUUAUAUAAAUAUUUUUGGAUUUUCAGAACUUGUAAUCUUACAGAUGAAUCUCUUCACACACGUGUAACGUACACGAGACGGGUUCAUUUAAUGUUCAGUUUAAUUAGAAAAACAAAUAACUUUAUUAAAGAACAUUGAAGUUAAACGACA